This is a messenger RNA of Corticium candelabrum, 2529 nucleotides long. Its product is annotated as general transcription and DNA repair factor IIH helicase subunit XPD-like. Gene Ontology annotation, biological process: transcription by RNA polymerase II; nucleotide-excision repair; positive regulation of mitotic recombination. Bases 45 to 2345 code for a protein of 766 amino acids. The record is from RefSeq and is a predicted model, not a curated record. Lineage: Eukaryota; Metazoa; Porifera; Homoscleromorpha; Homosclerophorida; Plakinidae. Gene Ontology annotation, cellular component: nucleus. The transcript is spliced from 27 exons. Gene Ontology annotation, molecular function: hydrolase activity, acting on acid anhydrides, in phosphorus-containing anhydrides; DNA helicase activity; ATP binding.
AGAGAUAGUCACUUACUUAGUGUAUUACUGACGCAUGACCUUUAAUGGUUUUGCUUAGAUUGAACAUUGAUGGUUUACUUGUCUACUUUCCGUAUGAUUACAUUUACCCAGAACAGUAUAGCUACAUGAAGGAGUUGAAGGCAGCUCUUGAUGCGAAGGGUCAUUGUGUUCUGGAAAUGCCUUCUGGUACAGGCAAGACAGUAUCAUUGCUUUCCCUUAUAGUUGCUUAUCACAAGGUCAAUCCGUCAUCUUGUUCGAAGUUAAUUUACUGCUCAAGAACCGUUCCAGAGAUUGAGAAAGUUUUGGAAGAAAUGAAAGUUUUGGUUGAAUAUUGUGAGAAGGAAGCCGGAGAACCAACAAAACUGUUAGCUAUUGGAGUGAGCUCAAGAAAGAAUUUGUGCAUUCAUCCUGAGGUCAGUGGUCACAGAAAUGGACAGGUGGUUGACAGCAAAUGUCACAGGUUGACGGCGUCAUUUGUUAGAGAGCAACACACUGAGAAUAGUGAAGUUGAAGUCUGUUCAUAUUAUGAGACAUUUGAAAGAGAGGGUCGUGAGGUACCAUUACCACCAGGAGUUUAUAACCUUGACGAUCUCAAGGAAUUUGGUCGAUCUCAAAGAAUUUGCCCAUAUUUUUUGGCUCGUUAUUCUAUGAUUCAUGCUAAUGUAAUUGUUUAUAGCUACUACUACCUUCUGGAUCCAAAGAUUGCAGACGUUGUAUCUAAGGAACUUCCAAAAGCAAGUGUUGUUGUGUUUGAUGAGGCACACAAUAUUGACAACGUAUGCAUUGAGAGCAUGAGCGUUAACAUCAGUCGACGUACUUUGGAUCAGUGUUCAGCAAGUGUAGAUUCUUUGCAGAAACACAUCAGAGAACUGAAGCAAAAGGAUGCUCAACGUUUGCAAAAUGAGUAUCAGAGGCUUGUGGAAGGUUUAAGAGAUGCUUACAGGUCUCGUGAAACUGAUAUUUAUCUUGCAAAUCCAGUGCUACCAGAUGAGAUUUUGCAAGAAGUGGUACCUGGAAACAUCAGAAAAGCUGAACAUUUUGCUGCAUUUAUGAGACGGUUUGUUGAAUAUUUGAAGAGUCGUUUACGGGUACAACAUGUUGUGUCAGAGACGCCCUCAUCUUUUCUUCAGCAUGUUUCACAGACAGUCUGCAUUGAAAGGAAGCCUCUUAGGUUUUGUUCGGAACGUUUGCAAUCAUUAAUCAAAACACUUGAACUUUCUGACUUUUCUGAUUAUCACAGUCUUACUGUUGUUGCAAGCUUUGCUACUCUUGUCAGUUCAUAUUCUAAAGGGUUUAGUUUGAUUAUUGAACCGUUUGAUGACAGAGCUCCCACUAUUUCAAAUCCAAUUCUACAUUUUAGCUGCAUGGAUGCAUCAAUAGCUAUUCGUCCUGUGUUUGAGCGGUUCCAGUCAGUUGUUAUAACUUCUGGGACUCUUUCUCCAUUGGACAUGUACCCCAAAAUUCUUAACUUUCAUCCUGUUACGAUGGCGACAUUUACAAUGACUCUCUCUCGUCCAUGUUUCUGCCCUUUGAUUGUGAGCCGUGGCAAUGAUCAAGUUGCAAUGACGUCAAAGUUUGAGUCUCGUGAAGAUCUAGCUGUCAUACGUAACUAUGGCAACUUGCUUGUUGACUUGUCUGCUUGUGUUCCUGAUGGCAUAGUUUGUUUUUUCCCGAGCUAUGUGUACAUGGAGGCAGUCGUUGCUGCAUGGUCUGAGCAGGGCAUCAUAUCAAAUGUGCAGAGAAACAAGCUGUUGUUUGUUGAGACACAGGAUGGUGCGGAAACAAGCUUAGCAUUAGAGAAUUAUCAUAAGGCUUGUAGCAAUGGACGAGGAGCUAUCUUAUUGUCUGUGGCAAGAGGAAAGGUUUCAGAGGGAAUUGAUUUUAACCACCACUAUGGGAGGGCUGUCAUCAUGUUUGGUAUUCCUUAUGUCUACACACAAAGCAGGAUUUUGAAGGCAAGGCUUGAUUAUCUUCGUGACCAGUUUGAAAUUAAAGAGAAUGAUUUUCUGACUUUUGACGCAAUGAGACAUGCGGCGCAGUGUGUUGGUCGUGUUAUUCGAGGGAAGUCUGAUUAUGGAAUCUUGGUGUUUGCCGACAAGCGGUUUUCUCGUAUUGACAAGAAGAGUAAGCUACCCAAGUGGAUUCAAGAGCAUUUGAAGGACUCACUCUGUAAUUUGUCAGUGGAUGAAGCAGUACAGGUCUCUAAGCAUUUUCUUCGUCAAAUGGCCCAGCCUUUCAACAAAGCAGAACAGUUGGGAUUGUCUCUUUUAACUCUAGAACAAGUUCAAUUAGGUGAGUGGAAGCAAUCCUCAGAUCUGGAAAGAAUCGAAAUGAUUGUUUCAUAACUGGCUCAACAGACUGCGCGGAUGAAUUGCCCGCGUUUAAUUAAUUAAUUAUAGUUAUUAUCUACAGGAGACUGUCUGGUCAUUUAGCUCAGAUGUAGAUUAUAGGUACUCUACUAACAAUAGUCAUAAAAUUAUAAAUUAUUGUAGUGUGUACACAAGACGGUACAGUACAUCUGGUACAGUG